This is a messenger RNA of Cyprinus carpio (common carp), 6737 nucleotides long. Its product is annotated as G protein-coupled receptor 52-like. Gene Ontology annotation, cellular component: membrane. Gene Ontology annotation, molecular function: G protein-coupled receptor activity. Gene Ontology annotation, biological process: G protein-coupled receptor signaling pathway. Lineage: Eukaryota; Metazoa; Chordata; Actinopteri; Cypriniformes; Cyprinidae. The record is from RefSeq and is a predicted model, not a curated record.
AACAACAUGAGGGUGACUAAUUAAUUACAGGAUUAAAAUUUUUGGGUGAACUAUCCCUUUAAAAAUUUUUUUUUUGAAUAAAACAGUAGUUAAGAUUUGGACAUUUCAAUGCAUUUAAAUGUAUACUGUGACCUUAUGUAUUUUUUAUUUAUAUGUACGUUUAUUUCAUUUUCCACAGUAUACAGAUUCGCUUAGACAUUCCUUAGUAAUUGUGCACCUUAAGACCAGGGCAUUUAUUAAAAUUUAGUUAUGACGUAAAUAGGGUCCAAUUCGAUUUCAUGUUGUCUUUGAAAGCAGUGGAUUUAGCAAAGCCCCGACCGUUGCCGUAAAUAAUGCCAAAUCAAGUCCAGCUGUCAUCCUGAUCUGUACUUGUACUGCUAGUGCGGUGAUGAGUGCCAGAGUGGCCUGCCUGUCCCUGUACAGAGUCUCUUGGAUCAAAAGCUCAGGCACCAACAGAUGAAGAGGAUUAUGGUCAUUGUUUUCUCCAGCCUUUUCUCUUUCUUUGUGAUGAAUCAUUUAUACGGUCCUCUGGCUGACACUGUUGUUCAGUAGUAUCUUGUUCCACAAGUUAUGGAUCAAAGUUUUUUAAACAUUUCACCAACAUGUGCCACAGAAUUCUGUUUUUAAAUUUAGCCUAACAUCAUGCUAUAGGACCUAUUAUAACAACCAGUCUUGGGUCUCGUAAAUAUGUAAGUUAUUUUCUGCUUGAGAGUUGAAAAGACAAAAAAUAAGAGUAAAAGGUCAUUAUGACUUGAUAUUUCGCAGAGUGACUUUGAACCUUAAAGGAAUAGCUCACCCAAAAAUGAAAGCUCAGUCAUUAAUUACUUCAUAUAGUUCCAAAUCCAUAAGACUUUCAUUCAUCUUCAGACAAAUUAAGAUAUUUUUGAUGAAAUCCAAGAUAUUUCUAACCCUUCAUAGACAGCUAUGCAACUGACACGUUCAAGGCCCAGUAAGGUAGUAAGGACAUAGUUAAAAUAGUCCAUGUGACAUCAGUGGUUCAACUGUAAUGUUAUAGAGCUACGAGUAAUACUUUUUGUGAGCAAAGAAAACAAAAUUAACCACUUAAUUUAACAAUUUCUUCUCACCCCUGUCAGUCUUUGAUGCACAUUCAGGAGAGUACCACAGUGCAUUGUUGAAUAAAGUCUUUGUUUGUUUUCUUUGCACACAAAAAUGUUCUCGUUACUUCAUAAAAUCACGGCUGACCCACUGAUAUCACAUGAAAUAUUUUAAUGAUGUCCUUACUACCUUUCUGGGCCUUGAAUGUUUCAGUUGAGUUGCUGUCAGAAAUAUCUUGGAUGCAGGGUCUCGGAUUUUAUCAAAAAUAUCUUAAUUUGUGUUCUGAAGAUCAACGAAGGUCUUACAGUUUUGGAAUGACAUGAGGGUGAGUAAUUAACAAAAUUUUUAAUUUUCGGGUGAUCCCUUCAAAUGUAUUUAAUUUUUUUAACAUUGCUGCUAAAAAUUUUCAUAGUAAAAUGUAUUACCCCUGUGUUUAAAUCAGUAGAUUCUGACAUAGCCAUAGUAAUGUUAUGUUCCUGUGGCCCAGAUGGGAUAUCACAUUGAGAUUGUGUUUUGUUUUGACAUUCUGGAUUUUACAGUCAUCAUCAUUCCAUCAGAUCCCGUUCCAUUAUUCAGUCCGGACAUUCCCACCACCCCCAAGCACGGGCUUAGGACAAAAAGUACAGUCGCCCCCCCCCCCCCUUCCUUUUUUGGCAUCCCUGCUAGCAACGGCAAGGUUGGGGGGUUUGAUAUGAGGAUGGUCUAGCGGCAGCGGAGGAAUGCUAACAGAUAGCUUUCUCUGGGAAUUAUAGACCUCCUUGAGCACAGUCAGCAAGGAAAGUUGUGUAAGUGUUGUCUGUUUUUUGUCUGUCCUUUUUUCCAGGCACUUUGUUUUUUAUCAUCACAUUCAGUUCAGGACUGCAAGCUCACCACUCAGCUAAAAUAUGAAAUUGUUUCAACAUGGAGCUUGAACAUUCAGCGGUAGUGCAGCUGUGCAGGAAACAUUGGCUGUCAUUCUCAUAAUCCCUUUGUAUUUUAUGAGCUCUUCUAGUUGUAAUUAUGUCUAGCAAACUUGUCAGUAAAUCUAGUGAAGAUCUGCAUUUGUGAUUGUGUUAGAGCAGACUCAGGCGAUGAUAUCCUUCCAGGGGAAUGAAAUCCCCCCUCCCGGAGUCUCUUAAUUUGUUCCCGUUUAUUGCACCAUGUCAGCUGUUGUGAGGGAGGGUCCUGGCUAACUGAAAUGCCUGGCAACUGUAACCAAGGGGCAGGCAUUGCUGCGCUUGGGCACUGGUCUGUGUAAGUGACUUGAAGCAGGAAGGAAAACGAGAAUGAGGGAUAAUAAAACAUGGAGCUGUAGGAGACAACGGGAGAGAUGGAAGUCUUUGAUUAUUUUUGAAUGGGGAAAAAUCUUCAGGGUGUGCAGGAAGAGGAGGAUAAUGAAAAAAGAGGGAGAACAUUGGAAAGAAAGAGAGAGAGAGAGAGAACAGUGUGCUGGGAGGAGUUGUGUGAGAAAGAGGACCUCAGGUGCCGCUAAAAGGGGAGGGAGGAGAGUUAGAGAGCGAGCGAGAGCGGGAGAGAGAGGGGAAAGGGAGGAGGGAGCGAAUGUGAUCGAGAGGCACAGUGGAAGAGAGAGCGAGACUGUGAAGGGGAAGAGGAAACUGAGCCACUCACAGCAUCUCUGAGCACCAGCAGUGAGGGGCUGCUCUCUUUUCCUCGGCUGGUUUCUGAUUUGCCGCACAAUUUGGAAUAGAUCUGUUCAAAGUCUUAUUGUUCUCAUCUUUUUACUUGAAUUCUUAAUUUCAAAGUACAGUUUGCAUUGUGCACGCUCGGCGGGAAUUGCUGUCAACCUGCUUUGGCUCACAGGUCGCCGAGAGCUGACAAGGACAGAAGAGGUACGCAGAUCUUCCAAUUUUGGGAAUGGACUGAGUAUUUUAGAGGCGACUUUACAGUAUGUGUUACAAAGAAGUUGGAGAAGAAGCAACGAGGUCUACCUCAAAAGGAAAGAAGCUGGGCAUGUACAGCUAAUCCGAUGCAGAGGUUGGCAUGCUAUGUGAUGUGCAAACGGUGGACUGAAACCAAGAACAUGUGGAUUUAAUACCUGUCCUGAUGCGAACAGUGGAGACACCUUCACAUAAGCAGCUAUAUACCUGUUUCGGAAAACACAGGUCUCUCCUUUUUUUACGUGACCUGCAUUUAUCCGAGGCCCAGUGAAAGUUCAUGAAAAGUAAAUGGAUUGGGGGCAAACAAGACCGAAGCAGUCGCUGUGGCCCCCCAGAACACGAUCUUGAAAUUUUGAUUAGUUCCGUUUUGCCUCACUCAGACUCCCGCAGGCUAUGAGCUGUGCUCUGCGCAGUGAUAGCUCUGGCAGCUCUCAUAUGGUGUUCUGUGUUUGUUUAGAGUGUCUGUGUUUUGAUUCGGACUAUAGAAACCCAAAGGGGGUCAAGACUGGCCAAGAGGACAGUAUUCCAGAAGCAAAACAUGGUUCAUGUUACUGUUUGAUGACAAACUGAUAUGAUCAGAUUUUUUGGAGACUUUUGCAACUCUGAAAUUUAAUUUUUGUGGACUCAGGAGAAGGUCUGACCCAGGAACUUUCUUCAUAUAUAUUUUGUUACCUUUAUUGGUAUACCCCUUCUACAAUUCUACACAUUUUACCCUUAAGAGGAUCACUUAAAGGAAUUGGUCAGCUUCACUGAGGGUGCUGUGGACAAUAUUGCCAACUGGCCUUCAGCACAGAUAUGCAACCCUUUUGUUUCCAGCAGCCAUAGUUUUGUUUGCUGAGGAAAUAUCUCUGCCUCACAAUUACCGAACUGCUCCUAAGCAUGACUGAUUUCAGAGGAGUGCUAGGCACCUUUAUUUCUUCUCCACACGGACUGUAUUGAUUUUUGCCAAUGCUCAAUUCAUUGAGAUCCAGCCAUGUGAAAGACCGAGGUAAAGGGGAAUAGGCAGAAGAUUGAGAUCAAGAAAGCACAGACACAGGAUCACAUUGCAGGCCAUCUACACUGCGUUUCGGACAACGGAACCUUAUCCAAGUGGACAAGGUCCGGGACAAUGAACCGGUCGGAGUUGAUCGAACCGGUCCCCACUGUAAACAGCAGCCUUAGCAGUCACUUCGGCGUGUCCCUAAACCACUCCUGCCCCCUAGGCUGGGGGCAGAACAAGGUCAUGGAAGCUUGCGUCAUAGAGACUGCUGUCAUUGUGUUGCUGACGGUGCUCAUCAUUGCUGGGAAUUUAACGGUGAUCUUUGUGUUUCAUUGUGCCCCGUUGUUACACCACUACACCACCAGUUACUUCAUCCAGACUAUGGCCUACGCUGAUCUGCUGGUGGGGCUAAGUUGCUUGGUUCCAACCCUUUCCUUGCUCCAUUACCCAGCUGGUGUUCAAGAGCCCCUCACCUGUCAGGUGUUCAGCUACGUCAUCUCUGUUCUCAAGAGCGUUUCGAUGGCUUGUUUGGCUUGCAUUAGCGUGGACCGCUAUCUGGCUAUUACCAAGCCCCUCUCCUACAACCAGCUGGUAACACCCUGCCGCCUUCGCUGCUGCAUCGUUCUCAUAUGGAUCUACUCUUGCAUGGUGUUUCUCCCGUCUUUCUUCGGCUGGGGUAAGCCGGGGUACCAUGGGGAUAUCUUUGAAUGGUGUGCCCACUCUUGGCCCACUUCUGCGCUCUUCACUGGCUUUGUUGUGUGCCUGCUGUACGCCCCUGCGGCCCUGGUGGUCUGUUUCACCUACUUCCACAUCUUCCGAAUCUGCCAGCAGCAUAACCGAGAGAUCAAUGAGCGACGGGCACGCUUUCCCAGCCAGGAGAUGGAAACUGCUGAAGGGGGCAACCACACAGGCCACGGGCCAGACCGGAGGUACGCCAUGGUGCUCUUCCGGAUCACCAGUGUUUUCUACAUGCUUUGGCUCCCCUACAUUUUUUAUUUCCUUCUGGAGAGCUCCCAUGUGCUGGACAGCCCUGCCCUCUCCUUUGUGACAACCUGGUUAGCAAUUAGCAACAGCUUCUGCAACUGCGUCAUUUAUAGUCUGUCCAACAGCGUAUUCCGGCUGGGGAUGCGUAGACUUUCACAGACACUCUGCUCCUCCUGCUCUUUUAGCCCCUGCACUCAUGAUGACAAGGACUUUGGAGAGCCAAAGCCAAGAAAGAGAGCAAACUCCUGUUCCAUCUGAAGAUCUCGAAGGGUUGCUUGGAUCAGUCAUACGCUGCUAAGUGUUGUUGCAAUGGAUUUUAAUGUAAUUGUAACUCUUGGUCGUUAGAAGAAACUACCAACAGUGAAACUGUCUAAUAGUCAUCUGAUCUACAUUCCCUUGUAAAUAUUAAGAUAACACCUGCCUUGGUCUUGUAAAUACCACAGAAUGGUCACUGGCCACAACUCAUUUGACAACCUAGAGAUAUGCAGUUUUUAGAGCAUUUGUGAGCAAAAAACAAAGCCAAGGGGUGGGUUCAAAAGCUCUCGCUUGUGAUGGCUCUUUCCAAAUAUAGAGCACACUUGCUAUUUUUAGACACAUUACCCAUGUUGCUGGAUUGGUUGUUUUGAUGUUUGUUGAAUUAGUUUUGUGUCGCAGCUGUAACUGUAAAAACAGUUGCUUUACAAAACGAUGAGAGCUUAAAGAUUUCAACUAGCUGGGUAUUCUCCUAGUGGCUUUUAUGGUACAGUGUAUCUUGAAACCUAAAUAAUCACAGGCAAUUCACGUCAAAAGCGAUGUAGCAAAGGACAAACAGCUUGGUCUGUGUUUAUUUUUUCAAAAUCUUCAUUCUAGAUCUGAUCUUUUUGUAGGAAAUCUUGAAAUACCACAUGCGCACAAUAUCAAAAAAUGCCUGUAAUAGAUGUGGACUGUAGUUUAGAACCCCAGAGAUGUAAAGCCUUAGCUGUUUGUAAUUAGACCUAUUUGCCUGCAGUGACCCUUUGAGAAACAUGCAACACAGCAUGUUUUAUUUUUGAGUUCAUAUUUUUGCCAGAUCAGCUUUAACUUACCUUGACCUUCAUAUUACCUUAAGCUGAGCUUUUUUUCACUCACUUUAAUGUAUGAAUGUCCAAACAAUUUUUUGUCUAAAGUCUACAAAUUGAAUUUUCAUUCUAGCUCAGUUUUAUCUCUCUUAAAGAGAUGUUGUUUAAUUAAUUUAUUUUUAUAUUUUUUUUAAUGAGAGAGUUUUAAACAGUUGAUGGGAGAAUAUAAUUGUUUUUCAAUUUAAAAUGCAUGUAAAUUUUACAAAUAUUUUUUAAAUACCCAAAAAUGACAUACUUAUAAAUUAAAUUAUAAAAUUAUAUAAAUUUUAUAAAUUGUUUAGUUUUUCUUUUAUUCUGUUCUAGUUUAUACAUUCCAAUUCUAGUUAAUACAUCCCAAUUAUUUUCAAAGAUUUACUUAUUUUCCUUACAUUUGUGUGACUCGUAAUAUACUACUUGUCAUAUUUAUUUCUGCAAUGAGUAUUUUUGUUAUUGUGCAUCAGCCAUUAUUUUUGUGACGAUUCAGAGACUACAACAUAUGGCUGCUUCUUUUUGAAUUAUAAUACUUGGGUAUUGUUUGGGGCAGCGUUACACUCAUUACUUGAGUCUAGUAUUGGUGGUUUAGUAAGAAACUGUUUUUUGUUGAAGAUUUCUUUGUGCAUAUUUCAGUUUGCUUAUGCCUGUGAACUUUAUUUGCUGAUGGAUGUUACAGCCCUGUACAUGCUGAACUUCGCAGCUCUAAAAAAAAAAAAAAAAUCACAAUACAACAACUAGGGUAGUUGAUGUGCAUUAGAUAAUGAAGAAAAG